Molecule: messenger RNA, 639 nt
Organism: Podospora anserina S mat+
Lineage: Eukaryota; Fungi; Ascomycota; Sordariomycetes; Sordariales; Podosporaceae
Exons: 1
Coding region: 1-639 (212 amino acids)
Biological process (GO): dephosphorylation; thiamine diphosphate metabolic process; thiamine metabolic process
Molecular function (GO): thiamine triphosphate phosphatase activity; magnesium ion binding
Source: RefSeq, a predicted model, not a curated record
AUGGCUAUCCGACCACCCCUCCAGAAAGCCCUCUCCCCCUGCAUCCUAGAAGUCGAACGCAAAUUCCACUCCCUCGCCGUCCGCCACCUUACCCAAAACGGCGGCAUCCCACCCUUCCAAUCCCUUCGCUCACUCCCCCUCCAAACAAUCCGCGACACCUACUACGACAAGUCUAACCUCCUCUCCUCCUCCGGCGCCUGGAUCCGCCGCCGCAACGGGAUAUGGGAAGCCAAGAUUCGGAAAGGCGGUGACUUUACCAACUCGCGGUUUGAAGAGCUCAACAGAGUGAGCGACAUUGCGGCUUGUGUCGAGAAUAUCACGGGGAUUCAAGCUCAUGAAAAAGAGGAUUUUGGGCUGGGGAUCAUGGCGGAUUUUGUUACCACCCGUGAGACGUGGAUUGCGGAUGAGGAGUUCAGGAUUGUGAGGGAUCAUAUUGAUUUUGGACAUGAGGUUGGCGAGGUGGAGCUGCAGAGGGUGCUGGAUGGGGAGGCGAGUGAGGAGGAGAAGAUGGGGGAGAUGGAGAGGAUGGAUGAGAGGAUUGAGAAGUUUAUGAGGAGGUAUGGCUGGGCGUUUAGGAAGGGGAGGCCGGUGGGGAAGUUGACGGCUUAUUUUGAGAUGAUGGGGAAGAAGAGAUCAUAA